AUGGCUUUUGGGAAAAAGAAAGUCAGUCAACAACCAGUAGAAGAAGAAGAAGAUCAAUAUCCCAUACUUUACAAUGAUGAUGCCAUGGGAUUCGAAAGUGAAGAUGAUGAUUCUGGGGAUGAAGUAACGCCUCCACCACAACAGGAGGUGAAAAACACAAGCCGUAGUUAUCUGCCUUUGUUAAAUGGUGAAAUCACAAUCCUGUCAAGAAAAGUAGAAGGCAAGAAUCCAGGAGGUUCAAAGUGGUGGACUUGCAACCAUUGCAAGGAAACACAUAAAAGCUCCUAUACCAGAAUGCAUGUCCAUAUUUUUGGAUCGCGCCCCGGCAUAAAAGCAGACGUUAAACGUUGUUCUGCACUGCUGAACAACCGUGAUGCAUAUAGAAAGGUGAUGCAGAAAGUUAAAGAUGCAGAAAGUUCGGGGCAAGUGUCAGCAAGAUUGAAGAACUCAAUCCUCAUUAAACAUACAACACCAACUCCUAGCAGAUCCCCACUUGAAAUAGCAUUUGGGACCAUGGAAAGGGCAACAGUUGAUUUGAAAAUCAUGAGGUGUAUUUGUGCAAAUGCCAUAGCUUUUAAUUGUCUAAGAAGCCCUCAGUGGCAAGAGAUGGUACAUGCUAUUAAUAAUGCUCCAAAAGGUUACAAAUCACCAUCAUUUGAGAAAGCACGUACCACUUUGCUUGAUGAAUGUAAGAGGAGCGUCGAAAAAGAUUUGGCUCCAGUAAAAGAUACUUGGUACACUCAUGGUGUAUCUGUUGUCUCGGAUGGUUGGUCUAAUUGCAAAAGUGAUCAACUUAUCAAUGUCAUUGCAACAAACAGUAGAGGUGCCAUGUUUAUGUAUGCUGGAGUAUUCAAUGCGGUGGAGAAAACAGGGAAGGUGACAGACAAUGCUAAGAACUGCAUAGCUGCUGGAAGAGAAAUAGAAAAGGUACACAAACACAUAUUCUGGUCUCCAUGUGUAUGUCAUACUUGGAACUUGGUAUUUAAAGAUCUUGCUGCUGCUUUUGAUUGGAUGCGAGGCACUUACAAAUGUGGAAAAGAAGUGGUGAAUUUUUUCACUAGUCAUAAAUACUUGUUAGCAUUGUUUAAAGCUCGUUCAACUAGAAUUUUAUUGAAGGUAGCAAAGACCAGAUUUGGCAGUCACUACAUAAUGUUGAAGAGGUUACUCUCUUGUAGAGACGCACUUGAAACUACUAUUGUUUUCAAGGCAUGUAGAGAGUGGUUGAAGAGACAAGAUGCAGAUACAAGAGCUAUGGGUGAAUUGAUAACAAGAACUAUUCAAGAUCCACAUUUUUGGAGUGAAGCUCAAGAAAUUGUAAGUUUCACCAAACCACUUUACAAAUUACUGAAGUUCUGUGAUGGUGAUGGUCCUAAGAUGGGGGAAAUAUAUGAGAGAAUGGAUAACAUGAUUGGUGAAAUAAAAGAUAUUAUGAGGGAUAGCAAAUAUGUCUCUGAGUUUGCUAAAGUAGAAACAAUAUUGGUAACAAGGUGGGAUAAGAUGACCAUUCCUCUCCAUUGUUUAGGUUUUGCUCUUUCACCUCGUUUUUAUGACAAGAUUUACUUAGAAUCUCCUGCUCCUGGGGGGUAUACUAGAAGGGCUCCUAAUCUUGAUAAAGAGGUGGUUAUGGGUUGUAUGGAAGCAUUUGGGAAAAUAACUGAAGACAAAUAUGAAGAAAAAAAGUUACGUGAUCAAUUUACUGAAUUUCAGUUGAAGAAAGGGAUAUACUCACUGCCACAAGCCCAAAUGGAUGCUGUCACCAUGGAAGCUAUUGAUUGGUGGUCUAUGUAUGGAUCACAAACUCCCGAAUUGGCAGAGGUGGCUAAGAAGGUGUUAGCUCAACCCAUUAGUAGCUCUUUGGCAGAGAGGGCUUGGAGUACAUUCGGGCUUGUUCAUAGCUUGAAAAGAAACAGAUUAAAUUGUUCAACGGCAGAUAAGUUAGUUUACAUCCAUUCUAAUCUUCGUCUUUUGUCUAGGUUCUCUGAAAGUUACAAGCAAGGUCCCUCUAGAAAAUGGGAUAUUGAUCCUGAAAAUUCUUGUCUUGAAGACUCACCUGCUGAAUUAGAAGACAUGAGAUGGGCUGGAUUGGAUUCAAAUGUUGAAGAUGAAGAGGAUCUCACGAUAAUAGAUAACCCAUAUAAAAGAAUAAAGGUGGAAGCAAGUGAAAUAAAAAGUCAGAAGGCAAAGGGGAAGGGGAAGAAACAGAUGCAGUAG
Molecule: messenger RNA, 2211 nt
Organism: Spinacia oleracea (spinach)
Lineage: Eukaryota; Viridiplantae; Streptophyta; Magnoliopsida; Caryophyllales; Amaranthaceae
Exons: 1
Coding region: 1-2211 (736 amino acids)
Molecular function (GO): protein dimerization activity
Source: RefSeq, a predicted model, not a curated record